Molecule: messenger RNA, 852 nt
Organism: Penicillium angulare
Lineage: Eukaryota; Fungi; Ascomycota; Eurotiomycetes; Eurotiales; Aspergillaceae
Product: RTA1 domain-containing protein
Exons: 2
Coding region: 1-852 (283 amino acids)
Cellular component (GO): fungal-type vacuole; plasma membrane
Source: RefSeq, a predicted model, not a curated record
AUGACUUCAAAGAAGGAAUUUAAGGAGCAACUUAAGGAAGGGUGCCAUGCCUAUGUUCCAAGCAUGGAGACAUCCUAUGGAUAUAUUCCAUCAGAGGCAGCCGGAAUUGCAUUUGUUGUUUUGUUCGGUCUGUCGGGGCUCAUCCACAUUAUUCAGUUUUCUUGGAAGCGAACAUGGUGGUGCUCGGUAUUCACCAUUGGAUGCUUAGCGCCAACAUUUUACACUGCCGGGAUCUACAUUCUCCUCGGUCGAUUUAUUCAGCUGCUCGGUCGCGAAUCAUCGAUACUUAGUCCGAAGCAAUACCUUUGGAUUUUCUGCACCUGCGAUUUUAUCUCCCUCGUUGUUCAAGCCGCAGGUGGCGGCAUGGCUUCUUCUGAGUCAGACAAUGGAAAUACUGCUCCAGGGACAAACACUAUGGUUGCUGGUAUUAUCUUCCAACUGGUCUCGAUUAGUGUCUUCGUAUUCUUCGCCGUGGACUUCUUACGACGAGCAUUUCGCAUGGGUAUGCUCAAGUCGAUUAUCAAGGGCCCACUGACGCCUCUUCUGGGUGCCACGUGUCUUUCCGUUUUAGUGAUCUAUAUCCGAAGUAUCUACCGUACGAUCGAGCUUGUACAGGGAUGGUCCGGAUACCUGAUUACUCAUGAGAUAUACUUUGUGAUCCUCGACGGUGUCAUGAUGGUUAUUGCUGUCACAGUGUUCAACGUUUGUCAUCCAGGAUGGCUGGUACCUUCGGACUCUAUCUUCGUGCGUCCCAAAUAUCAGGAUCAUGUCGAGAUGAGUGACGCUGAAACACAAGGGUUGAGGGGAGACACAUCAUAUACGCCUUACAAUGAGAGCUACUACGCAGCGUAG